Messenger RNA from Dentiscutata heterogama, 126 nucleotides. The record is from the annotation of a GenBank genome assembly. NCBI's taxonomy places the organism in Eukaryota, Fungi, Glomeromycota, Glomeromycetes, Diversisporales, Gigasporaceae.
AACAAUCUCAAGGCGCAGCGUUCAACCCUUUGUGGAUGGACCAAUCACGCAUUCACAUAACAUUUUGAAAGCACUUUGGCAAAAAUAUUUCACUAAUGCAUCACCAUCACUUGGGAACAGAAAAAA